Molecule: messenger RNA, 381 nt
Organism: Phytophthora nicotianae INRA-310
Lineage: Eukaryota; Oomycota; Peronosporomycetes; Peronosporales; Peronosporaceae
Exons: 1
Coding region: 1-381 (126 amino acids)
Source: RefSeq, a predicted model, not a curated record
AUGGUAUUCCGCUUCACGAAUGAUUGGGAUAAAGAGUUGCUGCGGGAGCUCAUACACCUCAAGCCUUUCGCAGCGGUCCGUGGUACAACACUGCGCGUAUGGAGCGAUAUCGCAGCUUCCCUAUCAUCUGCCUUUGGUGUGGAGGUCAACGUGAAGCAGGUUUGCGACCGGCUCACGCUUCUGAAGCAAAUGCUCAAGGAUUCCGAAGCCGCUGCUGCUCUAGGCAGCGGGAUCGAAGAGUCAGUUGAUGCUGUUAACGUCCAAAGCCAUUACGAUGAGCGCGAAGGGCUUGUACGGGAGUUUGUGGCGCUAGAGGACCACUUCAAGUCAGAGAAAAAAAAACAGUCAAGACCAAAAAGCAGCAAAAGGAUGAACAAUUAG